This is a messenger RNA of Hypoxylon fragiforme, 2090 nucleotides long. RefSeq names its product Ribokinase-like protein. The record is from RefSeq and is a predicted model, not a curated record. The transcript is spliced from 2 exons. Bases 398 to 1669 code for a protein of 423 amino acids. NCBI's taxonomy places the organism in Eukaryota, Fungi, Ascomycota, Sordariomycetes, Xylariales, Hypoxylaceae.
AAAAUGGAAGAGUGAGGCUACAUACAUUAUGAUACAUAUAGUACCAGCUUCAGCCUGAUAACCCAUUUUCACCUAUCAAAAACAUUUAUCAAACAUUAGAAGCUUUUUUGGCUAGGUACAUAUAAGGUACAACGUCAUCUCAGACCUGCAGUGCAGCCCUCUUUUUUUGGUCUUCCCCUACUUAACUACUUGACUAGUACCUAACUUCGUUGCUACGACACACACACAUGCAAAUCUACCUAGUAGCUACCCACGUAUUUCGAGAGAGCGGUCUAGGGGGGGGAAUUCAUGCACCUCCAAAUCUCAAAUCUACUUUUACACCGUAUGAUAUAUGAUAUGACAUGACUCCAAACAGCUGGUCUAUGAGAUCUGAAAGAAGGAAAUCAAAUAAGUGACGAUGGAUGCCCAGGAUACCCAACAUACACCCAAAUCUGAGGAUGCCGAUGAAGCUUCUCAUGAAGCUUCAAGUCCUCAUGAGAUUGACUUUGUCACAUUGGGCAUGUUCAUCAUCGAUGAAAUCGAGUACCUGCCUCCGACGCCGCCCGUGAAAGAUAUCCUUGGUGGCGCCGGCACCUAUUCGGCACUGGGCGCCCGGCUUUUCUCCCCGCCGCCUCUCUCCCGCUCCGUCGGGUGGAUCAUCGAUAAGGGUUCCGAUUUCCCACCUGCCCUCGAAGAACUUGUGUCCACUUGGGAUACUUCGGUAAUCAUCCGACCCACGCCAGAUCGCCUCACAACUCAUGGCUGGAAUGGUUACGAUGCUCAUCAGAACCGUGCUUUCCGCUACUUGACCCCCAAGAAACGACUUACGGCUGAGGAUCUAUCCACAUCUCUUCUUACUUCUCGCUCUUUCCACCUCAUCUGCUCCCCUACUCGCUGUCGUGAGCUCGUCACAGAGAUCAAGGCCCGCCGAAGUGGGCUCUCUGGACCAGAUGGUGGGGCCCUUCCCAAACCUAUCUUCAUUUGGGAGCCCGUGCCGGAUCUUUGUACUCCAGACGAGUUGCUCAACUGUACCAACACCUUACCUUUGAUUGACAUCAUUAGCCCAAACCAUGCCGAACUAGCAGGGUUUAUGGGUGACUCUGGUCUGGAUCCGGACACAGGUGAAAUCAGCACAAAAGCAAUCGAGCGCGCAUGUGAGCAGCUGUUGGGUUCGAUGCCCCUGCAAUCUUUCGCCAUUGUAGUCCGCGCUGGAGAGAAAGGGUGCUAUCUCGCGCGCAAUGGCGGUCGCAAGCGCAAGACGCGACCUUCAGUGCCCCGAAGCAAGAAGCCAUCCGCUUUCCUACACGGGGGCUUGCGGCCUGACACCGACAUGGAAGCCCUUUUUGCUGGGCUCCUCCAAGAUCCCGAAGGCAGCAUUGCUCGGGAGGAGAUUGAGGUCGAUCCUGGCGUCGAGCGUUGGAUCCCCGCGUAUCACACGGAACCGGAGAAAGUCGUCGACCCGACUGGCGGCGGCAACACGUUCCUAGGCGGGCUGGCCGUCGCACUAGCUAGGGGCAAAAACCUCGAAGAAGCCGCUGCGUGGGGAUCCGUCGCUGCGAGUUUUGCAAUAGAGCAAGUUGGCACACCGACGCUUGGGAAAGACGAAGAUGGAGAGGAGACGUGGAACGGUGUCAAUGUCAACAAGAGGUUCGAAGAGUUCAAGAGCAGGCUAGCCUUUAGUGAAAGAUAGGCUGUGACAAAAAGGAGGAUGAGGAAGAGGAAUAGGAAUACUCCCAAAGCGAGACUAAAAUUUGGAGGGUUUAAUUACUGAUGAAGGGUACCUACUUACUACCUACUAAUAUUUCCUUACCCCCCCUUACGGAAGUGCGGGUGGGCGGGUUAUUUCUAUUCCUGGUUUUGAUUUGAUUCUCUUAUCGAAUCCUGUUUGCAAUCCAAAAAGGAGGAUAUGACACUGAUGAAAGAAAUAGCAUACACACAAACACACCACAGGUAACGGGGACUUGGUAAUAAUGGUUAUAGACAACAAGGUCUCUGGUCACGGCUAAGACGCGGUGAAUUGAAAUUUUAUUGAAAUAUUUUAUCAUGAGAUGUUGCAUGCUGUUGCUAUAAUCGUCGUUGUUAUUGUUGUUGGGGUUGUAGGUUGGUCGUAG